AUGGAAAUGAGGCAAAACAGUCUGAGAAAGAGCCUCUCGUGUCCGGAUGGCCAUCAACAGAUCCCAGCAUUCGUGACCUCUCUGUUCCCCUCCUAUAAAUUCCUGAGGUUGACGCGUUCGAAGAAGACACCAGGGUGUAUCCAACACAAACGGCAGGUCAGAGCGAGUGUUCGGAAGCAUCUCCCCGCAUGGACCACCUCAGACGGACGCAUGGCCAACAGGAAGCGUAUGAGGCCCACAGAGGAAGAAGAGGACGUCCAACCUCCCACAAAGAGAAGAGACUCCCUUCCAUUGGUCCACGUAAGCCAGAGCUCGUUGGACAACACUGACACUCCCGCGCCCAAGAGAAGAUUUGCUUUUCCAUGGCCCUAUGCUCGCAAGAGCUCCUCAGAGUCAGAAGACUCUCAACCCCAAGUGUCCAAAAGCAGGUUCCACUUUUCAUGGCCCUUCAACCGCAGACGCUCCAAUGAGAAGGGAGUCCAGAACCACAGGGUUCCUGAGAGGUCCGACACACAACAGAUAACCAAGCAGACCUCAGCAGUCACAGAGACUCCACCAGGAAAAUCACUGCAGGGGGAGAAAGAGGGGGAAGAGGAGGAAAACAAGGAAGACGAGGAAGAGGAGCAAGAGGAGAGGCCAGACGUAGAGAUGGAGGACAACUCCUCAGAGUUCCACACCCCCCAUGAGUCCGUUGCUGACAUGGAAAUAGGAUCAGACCCACUGCUGCUUCCAGAGAAGGAAGAGUUCCCGCUGAGACUGGACGUCCUGAAGGAGAUAGAGGAUAAAUACUUGGUGAUGGAGAGGCUUGAAGAGGGAUACAUGUCCAUCGUUUUGAAAGGACUGCGUCGAGAAGACCUGACACCUGUGGCGCUGAAGAAGAUUUCCAGAAAAUAUGUUCAGUUUGUCAAAGUGAAGGUGAACAAGGAGCUGCUGGUGCUUCCUCUGGAGGUGUUUAUGCUGCUGAAGGUGGGAGCAGGUUCAGGGUCAGAGGGCAUCACUCCUCAGCUCCUGGAUUGGUACGACGCGGGCCAGUACGUGUACCUGGUGUUCCAGAGGCCCAUCCCUUGCGAGGACCUCCUGGAUUACGUCUUCUCCAAGGACCGAAUACGCAAUCUGACCUUCACUGAUGUCACCCAUGACACCAAGAUCAUCAUGCGUCAGUUGGUGGAUGCAGCUAUAGAAAUGGAAGCUAAAGGCGUCUUCCAUCUGGAUAUCAAGCCUCAGAACGUGUUGAUCCAGAAGUAUCUGACGCCCAAGGCCAAGUUCAUCGACUUUGGUUCUGCCAAACUGCUGCACCACAAGGACCAGCUUUUCCACGAACCACAAGGCUCUUUAGAGUUCUCGAGCCCGGAGUGGUUCCGUGAGCAGCAGUACAAAGCAGGUCCGACCACAGUGUGGCAGCUGGGGUUGGUGAUGUUCGUGCUGCUGUUAAAGAGAGUGCCUUUAGUCACAGAGAAGUCUGUGGCCUCGUGGACAGCGACACCUAUUCCCAAAAACAUUCCACAAGAAUGCAGGCUGCUUCUGAAGGGCUGUCUGGACAAGGAUCCGGAAACACGCCUGACCCUGGAGCAGAUGAGGGACCAUACUUGGCUGCAGGAAAAGCCCACAUGGUCUUGA
Messenger RNA from Knipowitschia caucasica, 1617 nucleotides. Lineage: Eukaryota; Metazoa; Chordata; Actinopteri; Gobiiformes; Gobiidae. The record is from the annotation of a GenBank genome assembly.